Messenger RNA from Macroventuria anomochaeta, 510 nucleotides. RefSeq lists its product as uncharacterized. The record is from RefSeq and is a predicted model, not a curated record. The coding region runs from base 1 to 510 and encodes 169 amino acids. The transcript has a single exon. Lineage: Eukaryota; Fungi; Ascomycota; Dothideomycetes; Pleosporales; Didymellaceae.
AUGGCUGGAGGAAGAUGCACCCUUUGGAGUGCUACAAACAACGCAGAAGGGCAAUCAACCCGCAAAACUACUGGUCAGGAGCCAGGAGACCAUUGCAACAACGCAGGUCAAGAUGGCACACCUCCAGCAGAGGCGACGACGCCAACGCAUAGUAGCCAGAUGACGGGAGACUCAGGGGUUACCCCAAGUGGGCAACCGGCCCAUAUGACCCUCCCGCUACAACAACGCAGGCAAGAGAGUCAGGAGCCAAUUGCAGGAGACCUGCAGGCAACAGUGCAGCAACUGCUGAAUGCGCUCAACCACACCAAACUGUCAGGGGCCCCCGCAAGCAAAAUCGAGAUCCAACAGCGACAAUUCAACCGCGCCGUACAAGCCGUACAACGGACCCAAGGCGGACUUGUGCCGGGCAGCAGGCAGCCAGCCUUUGACGAGGCUGGUAGGAUUAUUCAAGUGUUGAACAACGUCCAACUGAAACCAAAGCUGGGGAUGGAAACCUGUCGGGGAUUGUGA